Thyridium curvatum is the source of this 2559-nucleotide messenger RNA. RefSeq lists its product as uncharacterized. The transcript has a single exon. NCBI's taxonomy places the organism in Eukaryota, Fungi, Ascomycota, Sordariomycetes, Thyridiales, Thyridiaceae. The record is from RefSeq and is a predicted model, not a curated record. Bases 1 to 2559 code for a protein of 852 amino acids.
AUGACUUCACUUUUUGGUGGUGCGAAUGAUCAAGGCUCUCAAUCCACACAGGAUAAGAAGAGUGCUAAGAAUCACUAUCCUGAGCCAAGGGGCCUGAACCCUACUCAAUCACGUCGCUGGCAGAAGCUCAACGAUGAGAGUGAAGAAGACGUGGGCGCUUCUGACUCAAUGCUUGAAUGCCGACAGGCCGAACGGAAAUCAUCUAGAGAGCUUCUCACAUUCGCCGGAGCUGACCAAGCGUCCAUACGAAAAACAAAGCCCUUAGCCCUAGUCGAACUGACUCCAGCUCAACCCAUGACCAAAUCAUCAGCCCGAUCUGAGGCGGCAUCCCCUGCUCAACGACCUCCAUCACAAGAUUCUCAGACAUCUGUCCCUGCUCCAGCAGCGAGCCAGCCAGCUCCAGCUCAACCCAUGAUGACAUCCUCAGCACAGUCUGAGGCAGCAUCCUCUGCUCCAGAAGCGAGCCAGCCAGCUCCAGCUCAACCCAUGAUGACAUCCUCAGCACAGUCUGAGGCAGCAUCCUCUGCUCCAGAAGCGAGCCAGCCAGCUCCAGCUCAACCCAUGAUGACAUCCUCAGCACAGUCUGAGGCAGCAUCCCCCACUCCACAGAUAUCAGCUCCGUCUCCAGCUGUAGGUCUGUCGGCUCCAGCUAUCCCAGGCACAGAAUCCCCUUCUGGAACUCAGAGCAACACAGCGGCAUCCUUAUCGUCAGGCUCAGUGAGCAAGGAAAUAGUCUUCACCAAUGAUAUCUUGCGCGAUAUCAUGGCAAAAUUUGAGAACCGGCGAGGAGACUUGGAUGUUGACCGACUGAACUACCAAAUCCAGCGUAGCAAACUCAUCGCUCCAAUCUCCAACAACAACACCGUCCGGCUUGUCCGCAAAAGACUCAGGGACUUCAAGAACUGGAUCUCUGAGGUCCAGGAAGCUCGCCAUAGGACAUGGAAGAAAGCCACUCAGCUUCCUCCACAGAUCCCGUCACCUGAGAUGGCUGAGGCAGGACGUCUGCUGGAGCUGUGGGUCUUCCCAUUCGAUGCCAAGCGGCGCGAGAUCGAGUCCUUGAUCAGGCAAGUUAGUCUGGGUUGGUACUACUGGGGACCACAUGAGCAUAGCAAGCUUCCGUUGCUCAAGGACUGGGACCCAACGGAUGCUGCCCAGAUAUACAUCCCCAAGGGUCUGGAUAAGUCAGUCGAUUCGACGCUGCCUGCCCCGGAAUGGAUGAAGGAACUGGUCGAAAGCCGCCGUGAGAUCGAUGGCCCGCCUCCAGAAGUUCCUUUAGCCGUUCCACCCCCAACCAAAACCCCAGCCAUUGGCGCCGCAGCUUCAUCAGCAGACCAAAAGAAGGGGAAGGGUAAAGAGGUUUCAAAGAACACCAAGCUUCGUACUGCAAAUAUGAUUGAUGGCAGUAACCAGACUCAACAUGAUGUUAUUCCACCUCAACCUACACCUACCACCCAGAGUGUAGCAGACCCUAAGCAAAUCCAGAAGCUUGAUACAAGGCUUCAGCUGGUUGAGGCGGAUCGAGCUCCAUACCAGGAGAAACUGCACUCGUUUGCUGUGAGACUCAGACGAGUUAGGGAGGGCAUCGUUUUCGAAAAAGAGAACCUUGAAAAGCUUGAGAAGAGGCUCCAGAACCUAGAGGACGAGAGACUUCCGGACCAGGAGGGACUACAGUCACUUACGAUAAAACUCGAGGACGCUGAGGAAAGCAUCCGCCAGUUCCAAGAGACACUAUGCUUGCAUGAGACGAGGCUUGAGGCGGCUAAGGCGAGCCUCCUUCAGGAUCAAAAGACAUUGGAUUCCCAUGAGACAACGCUCCAUGAGGUCGAGGCUGGACUCCACAGCGUUCCAGGAGCGCUCAAACAGGCCGAGGCUAACACAGGCCUAAACCAUGAUAUGGCUGGCCUCAAACAGGACAUAACAGAGGUGGCGAGCAGGAUGAAAGCUAUUGAGCUUCUACAGGACUCUAUGACUACCAAGAGGGAGGUGGAAAACAUUAUCACCCUCGAACUCGACAGCUACCCAUCAGCAUACGACACCAAGAAGCUCAUCAACGAGGCCAUUGAGAGGCAUUUCCAGGACAACGCUAUUGCUAAACAAGCUGUAGCCGGUCCCCUCUCUUUAGAGCCCAGCCCUGGUCCUAGGACAGCAUAUGCCACUAAGGACGACGUACACUCUAUUGUCAAGGAGGCCAUCUCUGGUGUGAAGGAGUUAUACAACGUCCAUAUUGAGGGACUGAAGUCUGAGAUCACCUGGUUGAAGACAGGAAAAACGCAGCAGAUCUUCCCUACCGGGUUGGGUCAGAACCAGUUCGCUCAGACUAAGGUUGAAUCUCUACCGAUUGAGACGUUCUCCAAUGUGAAGAACAUCCCACGCAUAUCCACAGCCAGACAGCCACUGAACCCCGCCGAAGUCAUCACACUGGUAGACUCAGACGAAGAGACGGCGGUGAAGAUGGAACCGCAACCAGCCGUGUGUGAUGUGAUCCUACGAGCCGGUGACAAGCACCAGGCAUCGGAGCCCGAGGACCAGGCUGCUAACAAGAAGCUUCGGUCAGAGUAG